AUUAUAAAGAGGGUAGUAAGUCCCACACAACCAUCCGCCGAGUCUUAGAGAGAAGAAGGGCAAAACAAGCAUAGCAGGAAAACCAAGACUCACAAAAAAAGGGGACCAACCAUGCCAUUGUUUGUGGUGAUUGUCAUCAUGACAUUGACUCUGACGAUUGAUGCUAUGGAGACUCCGGUCAAAUCGGUAUCACCGUACGGAAAAUACAUUGUAAAGUAUAGGGGCUUUACAGAAACUCCGAAAAAUUUCAAAUUGGAAGUUGGUUCAGAGCAGCAGUCGCUAACACUCAAACGCAAAAUCGAAUAUGCACUGACAAAAUAUCCGGCAGUGGAAGAAUCCCUGAAGAGCAUUGCUAUAAAAUGCAACUUGGCGUACGUCAAUGACAUCGGCCUUGAGGAAACAUGUCCGACCGAGCUUCAACGGGCCACCCAGGCAUACAUUGAUGGAGAACAAUGCGCCGUGGUGAGGCCUGAAUACCAAUGUGUCACAUUUGCAGUUUGCCAACAGCCAAAGCUGCCUUGUUCCGGGUUAGUAUCUAGCACGUGUUUAUACGACGGGUUCCGUUACUUCCGUGCCUGGGUCUACUGUAACAGUUGUGGUUUCAAGUUAGUCAAGCUGAAGUUGCCCCAGUGCUGUUCCUGUAAAGAAUUCCAAACUUGUCCCGAUCGCUAGAAUUAAUUUUGAUCAAAGUGUCAAUAAAUUCUUGGAAACCGGAA
This is a messenger RNA of Ostrea edulis (European flat oyster), 716 nucleotides long. RefSeq lists its product as uncharacterized. The transcript is spliced from 5 exons. Lineage: Eukaryota; Metazoa; Mollusca; Bivalvia; Ostreida; Ostreidae. Bases 112 to 672 code for a protein of 186 amino acids. The record is from RefSeq and is a predicted model, not a curated record.